AUGCUUCCCUUUCAUAAUCUCUUCGCCCUCAUCGUUACCUUAUGGGCGAUUCUACGCCAAGCAGAGGCUAUCCCUCAAUAUCCGCGAGGGCAGAAACCAACAGAGACCACCGUUUCCACACCAGAGAUUCCCCCAUCUAGUGUACCCCCAGCCGGACCACCAGAGUCGUCGCCGUCUCUCAGCCCACCUGGUGUCCCACCUGGUGUCCCUCCUGGUGUCACAACCGGCGUGCCUCCUGGUGUUACCCCCGGUGUCCCGACUGGCGUUCCCCCUGGUGUAUCUCCUGGCGUUCCAACCCCUGGUGUCCCAACUGGCGUGCCUCCUGGUGUAUCUCCUGGCAUCCCGACUGGGGUUCCACCUGGCGUCCCAACCCCCGGUGUCCCAACUGGCGUGCCUCCUGGUGUAUCUCCCGGUGUCCCGACUGGCACUCCCCCCCAUGUCUCUCCUGGUGUCCCGACUGGCGUUCCACCUGGCGUCCCAACCCCCGGUGUCCCAACUGGCGUGCCUCCUGGUGUAUCUCCCGGUGUCCCGACUGGCGUUCCACCUGGCGUCCCAACCCCCGGUGUCCCAACUGGCGUGCCUCCUGGUGUAUCUCCCGGUGUCCCAACUGGCACUCCCCCCCAUGUAUCUCCCGGUGUCCCGACUGGCACUCCCCCCCAUGUCUCUCCCGGUGUCCCAACUGGCGUGCCUCCUGGCGUAUCUCCCGGUGUCCCGACUGGCACUCCCCCCCAUGUCUCUCCUGGUGUCCCAACUGGCGUGCCUCCUGGUGUAUCUCCCGGUGUCCCGACUGGCACUCCCCCCCAUGUAUCUCCCGGUGUCCCGACUGGCACUCCCCCCCAUGUAUCUCCCGGUGUCCCGACUGGCACUCCCCCCCAUGUCUCUCCCGGUGUCCCAACUGGCGUGCCUCCUGGCGUAUCUCCCGGUGUCCCGACUGGCACUCCCCCCCAUGUCUCUCCCGGUGUCCCAACUGGCGUUCCACCUGGUGUCCCUCCCAUUCAUACCACGAUUUGCCCCCCAUGUCCCCCUGAGCAAACGAUCACGAGUACCAUUACUGUCACUAUAUGUCCUACGGUACCUGGUGGUGGCGGUGGUGCUCCUGGAGGGGGAAUUCCUAGCGGCCCUGGCGGUACUCCUGGUGGAGGGGUUCCCGGAGGCGGAGGCCCAGCAGGACCAAGCGGACCAAGCGGUACUCCAGGUGUCCCUGGUGGUGGUGGACCCUCUGGACCUGGUGGAGGAGGUCCAGGCGGUGCAGGGGGCCCAGGUGGCGGAGGUGGUCCAGGCGGAGCUGGUGGUCAGCCUGGUGGUGGUCAGCCUGGUGCAGGCGGUCCAGGCGGUGCAGGCGGUCCAGGUGGCGGAGGUGGUCCAGGCGGAGCUGGUGGUCAGCCUGGUGCAGGAGGUCCAGGCGGUGCAGGGGGUCCAGGUGGCGGAGGUGGUCCAGGCGGAGCUGGUGGUCAGCCUGGUGGUGGUCAGCCUGGUGCAGGCGGUCCAGGCGGUGCAGGGGGUCCAGGUGGCGGAGGUGGUCCAGGCGGAGCUGGUGGUCAGCCCGGUGGUGGAGGACCAGGUAUUCCACCCGGAUGCCCAUCUCCAUCACAACCUGGCGGACCUGGACAACCCGGCGGACCUGGGCAGCCUGGUGGACCUGGACAACCUGGAGGAGGAGGAGCCGGUCCAUGCAUUCCCGGUGGAGGAGGAGCAGGUGGUGGAGGCCCAGGGGGUGGAGGAGGCGGCGGAGGCGGCGGUGGUGGUGGAGGGGGGGGAGGAGGAGGUGGUGGCAUUCCACCCGGAUGUCCCACAGUCCUAUCACCACCAACAGGAGCGGGUGGAGCGCCAGGGCCAAGCCCAACACCUGGACGACCUGGCGGUGGUGGCGGAGGGGGACCAACACUAUCACCACCAGCAACAACGCCCUCCCGCCCAACGCCUGGUACGACUACCCAUCCUGUCCCACCACCCGCUUCACCUUCUACCCCCAGCUUCACGCGCACACACACCCGGCCCACAAAAACAGCAACCGAAACAGAAGCUGAAACACCGCAGCCAACCACCGAAGUCCCUCCAGGCGAAACGUCCCCUAUCGUCACCCAAGGAAGUGAACCCCCUGGACCUGAGACAACAGAGCAUCCCACGCCAAUUGAACGUACUCAUACUCAUGAGCAAGGGAAGCGAGACGCUGGAGGGUUUUGGGGGUUCAAUAUUCCCAUGAAUACUGAUAGGGUUUAUCCUCCCCCUUCACCUAUUGUUCGGGGAUAA
Aspergillus ochraceoroseus IBT 24754 is the source of this 2250-nucleotide messenger RNA. RefSeq names its product putative extracellular threonine rich protein. The record is from RefSeq and is a predicted model, not a curated record. The transcript has a single exon. The coding region runs from base 1 to 2250 and encodes 749 amino acids. Lineage: Eukaryota; Fungi; Ascomycota; Eurotiomycetes; Eurotiales; Aspergillaceae.